GCAGUGUGUGACCUAAUCCCAAACAGCUGAGAUCACGCCUGCAGACGCUGUCCACUCAUCGGAUAAGUCGGCACUUACUGUGAGUAGCACAAAAGGAAAAGCAUUUGCAAUGUGAUAACCGAGCCACGUUGAGUGAGAACACAUCGUUUUGGACGUCAAGGAGAAAUUCAUUCACUACAAGAGUGAAAAUAAAGACAUUGUGGCGGCAGCGAUGUCGCGGAACCUGCCCAGCGACCUGGAGGGGCUGAUGGUGAGCGGGGAGGGCGCCGACGUGACGCUGGUGGCCGGCGCCUCGCAGCUGCCCGCGCACCGCACCGUGCUGGCGGCUCGCAGCCCCGUCUUCGCCGCCAUGUUGCGUCACCCCACGCAAGAGGCGAGCAGCGGCCACGUCCACAUCCCUGACGUAUCCGAGCCUGUGCUGGGCCAGCUGCUCGCCUUCGUCUACACGGACGAGGCGCCCGCGAUGGCGACCAUGGCGCACGACCUUCUCGCGGCGGCUGACAAGUACGACGUGGCGCUGCUCAAGAAGAGGUGCGAGCUGCAGCUGGCGAGUGACUUGUGCGUAGAGAAUGCGGCAAGAACCGCCGUGCUCGCAGUGCUGCAUUCGUGUCCUCUGCUACGCGAGACGGCCGCCGCCUUCAUUAGGAGCCACCCCGUGCAGGUCAUGGGCACCCGCGGCUGGGAGGAGGCGCUGCGGAACCACCCGCAAAUACUCAUCGAAGUCUGUCGACACGUCGCAUCGACGACGUCACCCAACAGGUCGGCGCAGGAGUCGUCGGACAGGAUGCCGCAGCUGCACGAGGCGGCGAUCCGAGGCAGCGCGGAGGACGUGCGGAGGCUGCUGGCCGCGGGCGCGCCGGUGGACGAGCGGAACGCGGCUGGCUGGACGGCGCUGCACUGCGCUGCGGCGCUGGGCCACGAGCUGGUCGUGGCGAGUCUGCUGCGCGCCGGGGCCGACGUGGACGCGCGGGACCGCUGCGGCGACACGCCGCUGCACAAGGCGGCCUGGAUGCGGCGCGUCUCGCCCGCCUGCUUACUGGCGGCCGCACACGCGCACCUCGACGCACCGGGGGCGUCGGGCAGCACACCGCUGCACUGCGCCGCGCAGCUGGGCCACGCGGAAGUGGUGCGCGCACUGCUGCAGCUCGGUGCCGACCCCACCGCCACCGACCACUCCGGCAAGACGCCGUUCGACCUGGCCGCGCGCUACGGCAGAAGCGAAGUCGUCAACAUCCUCACAUAGUCACCAUGUGUCGCGUAUUAUACUGUGUUGAGUGGAGCUUUACACUGAGGCGACGAAACUUACCGGACACCUCUCUUUUUCUUUUUUUUUAUGGUCAGUAGUGGACCACAAGGCUGGAGUUUAUUCUCGGUGUGUGAUAGGUACCCACAUGUUUAUAUCUAUCUAACAAUUUACUAUACACUUUGUGAGGUAGCUGGACGCUCAUUGGAUCCUUUGGUCCUCUAAUUAGGGACGUUUUUUUCAUUACAAUAUGAGUAUUUGGUAUUGUAGAGACCUUUUCUUAAUUCGUUCCACGAGCUGUGGUACUCGCAACUUUUUAAUGAUUGGUGCACAAAUUUAUGGCGGGUGCCAGUGGACCAAGGUGUCGUGUACAUAGUUCCGCGUAGCCAGUGCGUACACAACUUCCCCACUAGAGCGCGCCCUGCUAACCACAACAACGCAGCCGUAGCGCUCGUCCGUCUCCGCACUACGAGAUGGCGCUGCCUUAGAGAUGGACCAAAUUCUGCUCCGUCGAUCCGCGUAUUAAUAUGUAACGCAGCCAAUGAGAUUGCUGCUAACGUAGGACCUUUUCUGCUCGCGGAUCACACUCGUGCAGUGAUAUCUGAAUGCGCGAGGUAUUAAACGAUUGUACAGACCUCCGAUCAGUCAAUCUACACCAGUCUGUACCAGUCUGCAUUAGUCUGUACCAGUCUAUAGUCAAGUUUCAGUCUGUGCCUAAUAAGAUUACCAUAUUCCUGUACAAAGCCAUGAAGAUAAAUGAUUAGACACUUUGUCAAGUAUCAGAGAUAUGUGAGAAUAAGAUUAACGUAUCAAGACCAAAGGAACUUCAGAUUGUCAAUUGUAAACAGCAUCCAGAAUCAAGUUACGUAAUGUCUAUGCUUUUUAUUAUUUUAAUAAAUGUGUAUGAAAAUUAAUCAAGUUCUGUUUAAAGUUGGUCACCGUCAAUCUGCUACUCUAAGCGUGCAAGUGGCAUUUCUAUCGUCUGACCUAACAGCAGAAGAUAAGCACGCCACGAUAAGACCACGAGACAUAUUGCUGACACUCGUCUACUUCGCUAGAGCGACAAGUCAAAUAAUCUGCUGGUGUGUGUACGGGAAGGUCUUACAGUACACACACCACACAUAGUCACCACGUGUCGCGUAUUAUAGUGUGUUAACGACUGU
Messenger RNA from Schistocerca gregaria, 2406 nucleotides. RefSeq names its product speckle-type POZ protein-like. The coding region runs from base 212 to 1243 and encodes 343 amino acids. Gene Ontology annotation, cellular component: cytoplasm. Lineage: Eukaryota; Metazoa; Arthropoda; Insecta; Orthoptera; Acrididae. Gene Ontology annotation, biological process: regulation of proteolysis; proteasome-mediated ubiquitin-dependent protein catabolic process. The record is from RefSeq and is a predicted model, not a curated record. Gene Ontology annotation, molecular function: ubiquitin protein ligase binding. The transcript has 3 exons.